UGUCGCUCCUGCUUCACGAAAAAAAACCAGUCCCGUCAUAGGUGAAUCUUGAGACUAAAGAAGCUCCUCCAUUGAAAACUGACUUGUAUCUAGUUCGAUUCAGUUUUGGACCUUCGAACGCUCGUACCUGUACUUUCCAAUGCCCACGAAUUCCCUGGCCUUUAUAAUCUCUUCAAGGUUUUCUGUUGUUGUUGUAUCGCAUAUCACAAGAUGGUCUUUAAUGCUGCUUAAGUCUUAUCUCACGUUCUUCGCUUAAGUACUGUAACGCUGCAGCUUCAAGGAUCCAACUGGAGCAGAAGUCUAUUGCCUUUUCAAUUUCUACACUCCGAAAAAUAUCACAGUUAGUCUUUUAUUUCUCUGCCAAAUUUGAAGAAUGGAUUGCAAGUUGGCAGCUCUUGAUGAAUCCAAAUUGCCCAUAAAAGGCUACCAACAUGUAGAAGCACCCUGGAAGUCUUUUUCUUUGCUUAGUUUGGAGAGUAAGUCACCAAUUACAGCACCUAAGCACCCUAUUUACAGUGCCUGGAAAAAGGGUCAGUAGAUGACUACGACUGAGUCACAAAGUUGUUCAUAACUCCCUCAAACAAUGAAACAUAAUCUUAGAUCAAUAGGUGAACAGGGUAAACAUGUUUUCAGCCAGAAUCAGCAGAUUAUUCAGCUGGGAAAAUUGGGAAGAGUUGAAGAGGCCAUUGGAGUUUUUUCACUAAUGGUUCAGAAAAACCUUGUAACAUACAAUUCCAUGAUAUCAGUGUUUGCUAAAAAUGGUAGAAUUAAUGAUGCCAGAGACUUGUUUGACAAAAUGUCCCGAAGAAACCUUAUUUCAUGGAACACCAUGAUUGCUGGUUAUCUUCAUAACAAUAUGGUCAAAGAAGCUAAUGCAUUGUUUGAUGUAAUGCCUAAAAAAGACAAUUAUUCUUGGGCAUUGAUGAUAACUUGCUAUACUCAUGGGGGUCAGCUUAAAAAGGCUAGAGAACUAUUUGAGUUGGUUCCAGAUAAGUUGGACACUGCAUGUUGGAAUGCAAUGAUUGCUGGUUAUGCAAAGAAGGGUCAGUUUAAUGAUGCUAAGGAAAUGUUUGAUCAAAUGCCAGUCAAGGAUUUGGUUUCUUAUAACUCACUGUUGGCUGGAUAUACCCAAAAUGGGGAAAUGCAUUUAGCAUUUAAAUUUUUUACAGAGAUGACCGAGAAGAAUGUGGUUUCAUGGAAUUUGAUGGUGUCUGGGUUUGUUGACAUUGGUGACUUGAGAUCUGCUUUGCAGUUCUUCGAAAAAAUUCCAAAUCCUAAUGCUGUUUCUUGUGUUACAAUGUUGUGUGGAUUUGCAAGACAUGGUAAGAUCUUAGAGGCUAGGAAACUCUUUGAUAAAAUGCCUAGUAAGAAUUUGGUUUCUUGGAAUGCAAUGAUAGCAGCAUAUGUUCAUGAUUUACAAAUUGACGAAGCUGUUAAGCUAUUUAUGGAAAUGCCAGAGAAAGAUUGUCUGUCAUGGACUUCAAUAAUAAAUGGGUAUUUUAGGGCUGGUAAGCUUGACGAGGCACUAGAAACAUACAAUCGGAUGCCCUACAAAGACAUAGCAGCACAAACAGCAUUGAUAUCAGGAUUAAUACAGAAUAAAAGGAUAGAUGAAGCUGGUCAAAUUUUUAAUCAGAUGGGCACUCGUGAUGUUAUUUGUUGGAAUAGCAUGAUUGCAGGGUAUGUCCAGUGUGGAAGAAUGGAUGGUGCUCUUAAUUUAUUUACUCAAAUGCCCAUUAAGAACACGGUUUCGUGGAAUACUAUGAUUGCUGGAUAUGCUCAAGUGGGACAGAUGGACAAGGCAAUACAGAUAUUUCAGGACAUGGGGGAAAAGAAUAUGGUUUCAUGGAAUUCUCUUAUUGCAGGUUACCUACAAAAUAACUUAUUCUUUGAAGCUGUCAAGAGUUUAGUUCUGAUGGGGCGGGAAGGAAAGAAACCUGAUCGAUCAACUUUUUCAUGCGGGUUAAGUGCUUGUGCCAACCUUGCUGCUCUGCAAGUUGGCAAACAACUCCAUGAUUAUGUUCUAAAGAGUGGCUAUAUAAACGAUUUGUUUGUUACCAAUGCCCUGAUUUCCAUGUAUGCCAAAUGUGGACAGCUAUAUAGAGCAGAACAAGUGUUCAGAGAUACCGAUCAUAUUGACCUCAUUUCUUGGAAUUCCUUGAUAUCAGGUUAUGCUUUAAAUGGGUAUGCAAAAGAGGCAUUUAAGCUCUUUGAAGAGAUGUUACUAGAGGGGACGACUCCUGACAAUGUAACCUUCAUUGGAUUGUUGUCAGCAUGCAGCCAUGCAGGCUUAGCUGAUCAAGGCUUAAAUUUGUUUAAAGCCAUGAUUGAAGAAUUUGCUAUAGAACCUUUGGCUUCACACUAUAGCUGCCUGGUUGACUUGCUCGGUCGCAUGGGAAGGCUAGAGGAAGCCUUUGAAAUAGUGAGGGGAAUGAAGAACAUCAACGCAAAUGCUGGAUUGUGGGGUUCACUACUUGGAGCUUGUCGUGCACAUAGGAAUCUGGAACUCGCUAGAUUUGCUACUGAGAGGCUUUUAGAACUCGAACCGCAUAAUGCCUCAAACUAUAUUACGCUGUCAAAUAUUAAUGCUGAGGCUGGAAAAUGGGAAGAAGUUGAAAGAGUGAGGGUGCUAAUGAGAGACAAAGGAGCAGGGAAGCUGCCUGGCUGCAGUUGGAUUGAAAUAAGAAAUCAGAUACAAUCUUUUGUUUCAGAUGACCCAUCAAAGUUGAGACCUGAAAAUAUUCAGAUUAUACUGAAGACUUUAACUGCACAUAUGAGAGACAAAGGUGGCAUGCCUGACAUCGGUUUUUUGCUGUUUGACAUUUUAUGAUUACAGGGAUUUGGUGAACGGUAUUUCCAGAGAUUUGGUUGUUAAUAAAACACAAUAUUAUCGUGCAAUUUAUAUAACUGAUCUCACCGAGUAAGAUAAGACUUAUUAUUGUUGGAUAUUUUAUGAUUACACCACUUGCAGCCAAGAAUUCUACAUGUCAAUAUUUGAUGUUCUUAUACUAUCAGAUCAGUUCAUAUAGAAUGUGAUUUUCAGCUAUGAUCAUGUUGACAACCUUUUGAUGGAAGUCAUCUCCAUUUAAGUCAUCAUUUCAGUUAUGAACAGUGCGGCUCCAUCUUCAGGUUACGUGCUUGUCCAUUUUGAAUUUGCCCUGUAAUUAUUGCAGGAGGGUCCGCUCCUAGUUUGGUAUAAAGGCUUGGGAAGCUUUGAGUAGGACAUCAUCAAUGGACCAAAUUAUCCACAACUCAGAUGAUCAUUCAUGGGAUCACCUUUAGUUCACUAUAUGCAAUAUGAGGAGGCAUUUACUUUCCAGACGGUUCUCAAAUCUUUUACAAGAAAUCCAUAAGCAUAUUUGUGAUCAGCUUUGAACUAUAACCUUGUAAAAAUUUUAAGCUCAUUUAUUUGUUUUCUUUUCUGAUUCA
This is a messenger RNA of Prosopis cineraria, 3429 nucleotides long. Its product is annotated as pentatricopeptide repeat-containing protein At4g02750-like. Gene Ontology annotation, molecular function: protein binding; RNA binding. Gene Ontology annotation, biological process: RNA modification. The record is from RefSeq and is a predicted model, not a curated record. Lineage: Eukaryota; Viridiplantae; Streptophyta; Magnoliopsida; Fabales; Fabaceae. The transcript is spliced from 2 exons. Bases 584 to 2830 code for a protein of 748 amino acids.